CCCCCAUUUCGGCUGCCGACCAAAACCAACUGACCCAUUUUCCGUUUUCCUUCCCCCUUCCCACCCAGCCUCUACCUACCUACCUACCUACCCAUUCCUGAUCGUACAAAGGCGUGUGCAAAUAGUCGUGACCAAACUGCGUCUCUGUCUCUCCCCUUUUUUAUGCGCUGUGCUGUGACUAGUAAUACAAAGUGUGGGUAUGGCAAUAAUCUCCUUCCUGGCUUUCCAUCUCUCCUUCUUCUUCUUCUUCUUUUUCUUCCUCCUCCUCCUCAUGUUAUCGCUGGCAGGCUUGGAUAUGGCAGAUCGAAGAAUUGGCAGGCCGGUCGGAUGGUCGGUGAUGAGGCUGGGGUGGUUGUUGGUUUGCUGGUGGUAUAUAUCUACCGCAGCCCCUUUGUGCGCGUAUCUCGGAGACAACCAACUCAACUCAGUCGACCCGUCGCGCAUAACGAUGGGCUGAGCUGAGCUAGGAAAUUGGCCCUGCCGCUUUUAGCGGUGUCUCAUACCGGGCAAGAUGAACAGGCUUUUCCCCCCAGCCCGCUCGCCAGCUAGACCAGAACAACAGGUUACCAAGAAAUAGUAUAAAUGCCGCGCACGGGGAAGCAAAGCAACCGAAAGCCGGACCAGACCAGACCAGGCCACUCCCUCUUUCUCCUUUCUCCCUCAUCCGCAGCCUCCUCCGCCCUGGAAAGGCUUCCUCCUCUUCUUCCUCCCCCUUCUUCAACGUUUUCCCCCAACCCCAGUCCAUCCGCAUCUAUAUCUCGCCACGAUGCAACAUCUCCUUUCUCCUCCUGGCAUCCAGCUUGGCCGCCGCUCUCCGGGGGCCCCAGUUCUCGGCAGUCCUGGCGCGCGCGAGCUUGUGCUGCUCCUGGUGCUCGCGAGGCGCCUGGGUGCACAUCAUGAUAAACACCUUUGUGCAGUUAUACUUGUUGCUGAGGUAAGUGACGCUGUACUUCUUGGGGUCCUUGGCGCGCAGCUCGCGGAUCUCCUCGACCUGCUCGGGCGUGACGUUGUACGACUUUGUGGGGUUGUAGAGCACGGGCGGUAGGUCUCCGUGCUGGUCGGCAGCGGCGGCAUCGGUGGAGCUGGACUCUGGCGUGGUGAUGGGGGCUUGAGGGGGCUUGAAGAGCUUGUAGAUGUUUGCGCGGCGGCGCGGGUCGGAGCGCGGGAGGAACUUGAAGGGCGUGUGGUAGACCGAGGCCUCGGACGAGGGAGGGUUGAAGAUGAUGCGGUCGCCUUCGACGGGCACGUUGAGGAAGGACUCGUGCGGAGGAAUGUUGAGCAUGCGUUUUGUGCGGUUCGCGGUCGACUGGUAGCGGACGGAAAUGCCGGCGACGGCGGCGGCCUUUUGGGAGGAGGAGGAAGAGGAGGAGAGCGCGACGCGGCGGCAGCAGGUGGCCACGGGCCGGAACAGGGAAAGAGAAGCCUCCAUUUUUGUUGGUAGUCUCUGUUGCUUUGUUUACACUCUGACCGUCGUGCUGUGGCUUCAGUGAAGAAGUUGUACAGACGGGGACGACGGGAUUGGUCGGAGAGCCGAGGUGGGUGGGAUCGUCGAAAGAGGGGACGAGGGUUCGAGUUGCAGGCGAUUUGCGGAAAAAAAAAAUAAAAAAAUAGAGACGACGGCUUAACAAAGUUCAGCAAGAUUAUGAGAGGUCUCUCUGUUAUUUUUCAGGAUCACGUUUCCGUCGCAAACUGCAAAUUGGACGCCUGUUGAUUCUCUGGAUAUCGCGAAUGCGGGGGAUCUGGUCGUCCAAUUGUUCACCCGUCCACCUCAAUCGGCGUCUCUGUCUCUCAACGAGCUCCGCGUGCUUGCCAUCCCACAUUGGACAUGAACUUUUUCUCGGGAAACCGCUUAAUCAUGGUCACGUGCUUGGUGCACGGUCCGCGUACGCCGUUCGAAAGUAAACAACAAACGCUUGGGCCAUCCGUCGGGAGCUGCGGGCUAUCUGCUCCACUCCUCCGCUCCAAUUCCCGAUUUUCUGCGGACCUUGACGGCCGGACACAGUGGGUCUGUUCGGUUCAUCCCAUGUUGUUUUUGUCUGAGCACCAACCGGGCCCCGCCCGGUUUCCCGGAUAGAUUCGGCCCAUUAAUACAUUCCUCUUUUCCCAUUUGGGCCCGGCAACCUUCCACAUGUCCCAGAUACUACUCGUUAGUCGUUACCUGGGUCAGAUUGUCCAUCGGUGACCGGAGACUACGGGUACCGCAUAAACCGCGAAAUGCGUGUGGAACAAUAAUCAUGCUUUCUGUACACAAGACACGAUCACGAUGUUUGUCCGGUCGGCCCAUCUGGCUUUCGUCGGAGUGUAUCGGGACACCUCUGAGGCGAAUUGGAAACGCGUGACGAUUAUGCAGGGGUUUUGAGUUUCCUUCGAGAAGAGCCACUCACAUGACUCACCGUGAGAAAGAAGAUUGAAAAAGACUCUGGAAACCACAAGCGAGCUCGGUUCUUUUGGUAACCCCGCAUUUGCUUCCCCAGAUUCCUGGGUUGUCGUUAUGGUCCAGGGUGAGGCAGCGCAAUGGUCUUCGAAUCCGUUUAGUUGCGCCAGGCUGUGUUGUGGUCCUGGAAACAACCACAAAUCCAACGAUCUGUAUACCUUGAGCAACCGAUGCUGGAAUUGUCGGGUCCGAGUCUAGAAUUUUGGAUGCCGGAAGCUUAAAAGGUCCCGGGAUGAUGGAUACAUGGAAUGGCAUGGCAUGGCGCCGGUGUGUGCACAAGCGACAUUGAUGUGAAGUUGGAAAAGGCUCGUUGUCGGACGCCGUGUGACGUAGAGACUAGCAUUCCCCACCUGAUUCUGUCUCAAUUUCAGGGUCGAAAUGCCAGGCACAUCCAACACCCCACGGCAUCAGGUGCUCUUCUUGUGAUCGACAAGUGGGCUGAGAGCAACUUGAAGACGACACCCGGAACUUGGUCCGACAGAAAUCUUCAUGUAAGUGUUGUUGAUACCGUCGACUCGACUGCGACCGACUGCAACCAUGUGUCUGGACAAGUCAGGCCGUCUCAGUAG
Molecule: messenger RNA, 3003 nt
Organism: Neurospora crassa OR74A
Lineage: Eukaryota; Fungi; Ascomycota; Sordariomycetes; Sordariales; Sordariaceae
Exons: 3
Coding region: 2683-3003 (106 amino acids)
Source: RefSeq, a predicted model, not a curated record